Molecule: messenger RNA, 1711 nt
Organism: Penicillium brasilianum
Lineage: Eukaryota; Fungi; Ascomycota; Eurotiomycetes; Eurotiales; Aspergillaceae
Source: the annotation of a GenBank genome assembly
ACCGCCCAUCAUUCGUUCGUUAGGAAGUCCUGCACACGACCAUUGCUCGGAUUCAUCUGGAUCCCAGUACUCCCAAAGUUGUCCAUACGAGCGCCGGAAAUGUCUUCCUUUACAAAUGCUGUCCCGGAGACUCCUCGAGUCAUAUCUCCCUCGCCCUCGCUAUCCGACAGAUCCGAGGCACGUGAUGGUUAUUUUGCGCCGACGACGAGGUCUGCAUCGCGUCGACAGCAGUUUUCUGAAGUCGCAGAGGAAGGUUCUGGCCCCGAGAGAUCGCAUAGCCCGCCUGGUUCGACACCCUCGACCUCGCGCAACCGUCGACCCAAACGGCGGUCCAACCCCAAAAUUCCAGCCUCGCCCCCAGCUGCGGACGGCACAUUUUCCAACGGUUUCUUGUCCCCAAAGCUUCCAGACUCUUUUCGCGACAUUUCUCGCUCACCCUCGCCGCUUGGUCUGAUCCCUUUACACACGCGGUAUCGCAGUUUCAUUCACCGCCAUGAAAUUCCUCGGAAGCUCCUGCACGUCUCGAUCGGAUUCCUGACGCUCAACCUCUACAACGGCGGUGUUCAGACAUCUCAAAUUACACCAGUGCUCUUUACUGUACUAGUCCCCAUCGCAGCCACGGAUUUCAUACGCCAUCGCUCGGAGAAAGUCAACAAGCUUUACAUCCGGUGUAUGGGUGCGCUUAUGCGAGAGACCGAGGUCUCUGGAUACAAUGGUGUGAUCUGGUAUCUCCUCGGCGCGUACGUCGUCUUGAGGUUCUUCCCCAAGGACGUCGGUGUUAUGGGUGUCCUGCUUUUGAGCUGGUGUGAUACCGCUGCAUCCACAUUUGGCCGUCUCUAUGGCCGCUACACACCACAUCUGCGCCCUGGGAAAAGCCUGGCUGGGACCAUGGCCGCUUGGGCUGUGGGUGCCGUCACGGCGGCAGCAUUCUGGGGCUGGUUUGUCCCCCAUGUGGGCACCUUCCCGAACGAUCCUCAGGAUGCGUUCAUGUUCACGGGUAGCCUGAACUUACUCCCGAACUGCGUACGGGGUCUUUUAGGGUGGGAAACCGGUGUCACUUCCACCACAGUUACCGGGCCCGUGGCUCUGGGUGUGAUGAGUGUUGUCUCUGGCAUUGUGGCUGCCGGCAGCGAGUUUAUCGACCUGUGGGGCUGGGAUGAUAAUCUGACGAUCCCUGUCCUCAGUGGACUUGGUCUCUGGGGUUUCCUCAAAGUUUUCGGCUAAAUAUCUCAUCUUUCCUUCUCACAGCUCCCAUAUCAUUCCCCCUACUGUCUACAGUUCUCUUUGGUUUCUUGGAUUUUAUGUUUAGAUGACUGGAUGGUCCAUUUACCCUCUCCAACAUGGCAUUGCAUCAGCCCUGAUUUCUGGCUUAGAUUUGGUACAUGACCGAACUAUCCUGCCGGUGUGGAUAUAUUUUCUCUCUUUCUUGAGAUCUUUCGGCGUUGAAUCUCUUCUCUUAAACUUAAUCUAUUCCCGGUACCUUAUGGAUCUGCAUGCUUCAAUUUAUUGCCUCAUCCCCCAAGAAGGCCCAUAAACGUGGGCGGCAGCCUCAGACGACACUGCGCAUCUCCAAAGUAUCUUCAUGUCUAUAUUACUGCAGAAUCCACAAAUAUCAUACAUUUCCUUGCUUAUACAAUUCGCCCAGAGGAAGUGGACCCCCGACUGUACCCCAGUAUGUACUUGGAUGAAUUGAUCAAACCGGACUCGCCAA